CACGUAACCUGACGUCACACGUUGAUCGCCGUCACCCGGAAGUGAGGAGCGUCAGUGUGAGUUUAGUGUUUACAUCUGCUGCAGCUCGACAACAUGAACCCCCCGAUGAUCAACUCCAUCAACUCCGUGUCCACGACCAGAAGGAAACGAGAGGCCGAGCGCUCCGUUAACUGGACGGCGGAGGAGACUCAGGUGUUGCUGUGCGCUUGGAGCGACGAGCGAGUCCAGAAGAGUUUGGCGGAAAACCUUCGCAACCGCCACGUCUUCAAACACCUCUCGUCUCGGAUGUGUGAGAUGGGAUUCUCUCGGAGUCCCCACCAGUGCCGGCUCCGGGUCAAAACUCUCAAAGCCAACUACGUGAGGGCGAAGCUGCAGAAAAGCGUGGACAGCUCGCAGCCGUGCACCUUUAAAUACUUUGCAGAGAUGGACGCGGUGCUGGGGAGGCGGUCGGCCGGAGGGGACGGAGGGCCUCAUUUUGUGUCUCCAGAAGGGAUGGCAGAGCGACGCCUCAUCUCCAUGGACGGAACAAGAAGUUUCCUUCCAGAUUUAAACUCCAGCUCGGAGGUUGGCGGACACCAUUUUUACUCUUUGGGGAGGUCGGCGAGGCAACGUUUGGUCUCUUUAGAGGAGAGAACAGGAUGUCAGCUGGACUCUGAGGUCAAGAUGGAGGACGGGGAAGAGUCAACGGAUGAGUUGGAGUUGAGCGACUCGGGAUUCUCGCAGCAUCCCAGAGACAGACGGCAUGAAGUUUACCUGGAGACAGCCAUCCAUCAGGAACUUAGCGCUACAACGGUGGAUAACAGCCUGAGCACUCCUUCUCCUCACGCAGCACCUCCUCUACCUGCUCCUCCUCCACCUCCCCCUCUAAACCAAUCAGUCGCCUCCCCUCUCCUGCUUCCCCCAGAGGUGAACCCCGGCGGCCUCCCCACCUCCGGCCACCGCCACUCCGACUCCUCCUCCUCCUCCUGCCUGGAGCCCGUCCUCCAGCACCUGUCGCAGUGCUUCCAGCAGCUGGUGUCGGAGACCCGGGGCCUCCUGGUGCAGCUGGAGGGCCAGAGGCAGGAGCAGGCCCGCUGGCACCAGGAGCUGCUGGCCCAGUGGCUGCAGAGGGAGGAGCGCCGGCAGCGGGAGACGGCCGAGAGGGAGGAGAGGAGGGAGAAGGCUCGCAUGGAGCACGAGAUCCGAGUCCUGGAGCUCCUCACCAGCCUGACCAGAGAGCAGGGGUGCCGGUGUGCCGGAAACCAGGCGGCACCGGAGGCGGCGAGCGGCUCCGAAUCGCACCGUUAACGGAGAUCAGCGUGGGAACGUUUUAAAGCUCAGGUGGACUCAAGUAACAGCACUGAAAAUGCAAACAGGCACAGUCAGGUCAGUGGUUUGGAGUGACUUUUUGAACCAAAUGCAGGAAAGGUUGAGGAUAAAAAAGGUGAUUUCUGAAAAGAUAACUGGUGGUCAGAAGAAUUUACAGCUGAAGUGUAAAAGAGGAAUUUGCUCUUUUCUUUGUUCCUGUUGCAGCUCUGAGGGAAUUUCUUGGCUGUCAGUUGAUUGAACCAAAUGUAACUGAAAUUUCAUGCACUUUUAUAGAAAUUAAAAGUAGAUAUUUUAAGCCA
Molecule: messenger RNA, 1607 nt
Organism: Acanthochromis polyacanthus (spiny chromis)
Lineage: Eukaryota; Metazoa; Chordata; Actinopteri; Pomacentridae
Exons: 3
Coding region: 94-1287 (397 amino acids)
Biological process (GO): positive regulation of DNA-templated transcription
Cellular component (GO): nuclear body
Source: RefSeq, a predicted model, not a curated record